CCGGUGCCGCCCCGUUGAAUGCGUUCCAGGUAGUCGGGGGCGGGUUUCGGCGGAGAAUUUGCGCCACUGCCGGGCUGGCGCCUCCCAUGGGUGGCAGCUGUUGGAUCCCUGGUGACCUCUAAUGGUGUGUUGGAGGGGGGGCGCUUGUUGCCUUCUCUCGGCAGACUGCAAUGAAACUGCUCUUUCUCGCCAGCCUGAGUCCCUGCUCUGGCAACAGGACGACUGCCCGGAGAAUCUGGUGAGUGCUGGCGACGUGCUCCGGGCUGGAGAGGCCGCUGCCUGAACUGGAUGCGACGUGUAGCGCUCUCAGUUGGAACAGUUGGGCCAGUCGCUCAACAUUGGCUGGUUUAUUUCUGCUGGAACAGAGUUCAUCUCAAUUUGGCUUCAUUUCAAAGUUUUGGAGCUGGCAUUUUCUAGUGAAUAUAUAGAGUGUAGUGGCCAUCUAUGUAUGCUGAGAGAUAUUGGUGAUUUUAAAUCAUCGUCUCAAGUUGCAGACUUAAUCUCUGAGAAGAAAUUUGAUGCAGUGCUGAUAAUCCAUCUCUACAAAGCGGGAAGAUUGCUGUUAGAUAGUAGUGUGCCAUAUGGAGCUAUAUUUGGUGGAACAGACAUUAAUGAAGACGUCAAGGAUGCAAAGAAGCAUGAAGUCAUGGGGACUAUCCUUCAGAGAGCUAGGUUCCUGGUGGCUUUCACAGACCAGUUGAAGAAAACAGCAGAGCAGCAUUGGCCAUUCGCUGGCAGUAAGAUUCAUGUGCAAUCUCAAGUCAGCAAAGAAACAAGAUGUUAUACUGCCUCUUCGGAUUUAUGCAGCACUUCCAUUUUAAUUGGAAGUCUAUCUCAUCCUCAGGCCUCAGGCUCAAAUGCUACAGGUGUGGUGACUAAGCCUUGUGCAAAAUUUAACUGGGGAGAAUUCCUUCAAAAUUCAGGGAUUCAAUUCAAGAGUAUUGACCCAUACAUCUUCCUUUUGGUGUGCGGACUUCGGCAAGUCAAAGAUCCGCUCUAUUUGGUGGACGCUUUCUCGGCUUGGCAUAAAGUGGAACCAUGUGUUUAUUUGGUUAUUAUUGGACCUGAGAUUGAUCCAGUGUUUGCACAACAGGUGAAAGCUAAGCUUAAGAGUGCUCACGGGGUCUAUCUAGUUUCAGAGAAACCCCAGGAAGAGCUGCAUGCUGCCAUGAGGGAUUCCUUUGCUGUAGUAAACAGUUCCGUCUCUGAAGGGAUGUCUUCGACAAUUCUAGAGGCAAUGGACCUUAAAGUUCCAGUGCUGGCAAGGAAUAUACCUGGCAAUAGAGCAAUAGUAAAACAUGAACAUACAGGCCUUCUCUAUUUCCAUCCACAGGAAUUUGUCGAAUUAUCAAAAAGACUGAUCAGUGAUACUGGUUUGAAGGAGAGCAUUGUGACUAAAGCCAAAGAGUAUGUGGAGAAACACCACUCCAAGAACUCUGAGAAGGAGACCUAUCAAAAACUUACUGCAAACCUGCUUUAAGUGGCAUUGGUCAGGUUGACAUUUGAGUGCGAUUCUUUAAAUGUGCUGCUUUAUUAAAUAACAGGUAGUGAUGGAGGUGUUUGUAAAAUUAAUGAAUAUUAUAAGAAGAUGAGGAUAGUUUUUUAAAAAGAAAUAUAAUUUCUGCAUUAUAAUUGUUGAUCAAGUAAAAUACAUGAUAGUUUACUCCAGAUUUUUGACUGGUAUAGAGUGGUUGGUUGGUGCUAAAUUUGUACAUCCAGUUUACAAACAUUUUUUAUUUCUUUCUCUAAUCUCUGAGGUAUCAAGGUAUAAAUUUGGCAGUGAAAUAUUGUGUGAGGCACCAAUCAAAUAUGCCCUAUCUUGUGCUUCCUUGAGUCAGUCACAUUUGUCCUGAGUUUUGUACAGUUUCAUAAUUCAAUCAACAGUGUUUAGAAUUAGAAGUUAUCACAGCUUGAUAUUUCAAAUGGUUUUUAAGUCAACAUCAAGGGUAAUCUGUGGGUGGAGUUUACUUUGUAAUAAUGUUUGGAAAAGGAAAGGGGAAAAGAAAAUUAUUUUUAAGUUCAAUUGUUGUUCAGUUAAGGGCAGUUUUAAUAUAAAGUGCAUGUCCCUGCACAUAGUGCAGCACGGAAAUCCCAUAUCACUACUAAUGGACUCGGGAGCAGUACAUUAUUAGCAGUACAGUGUCAAUAAUCUCCUGAAGUUGAGCUGCAUCCCCCAAGUUCUUCAUAUACUUACAAUUUGCCUCAAUUCCUGUAUUAAAGGUUGCAGUAAUGUAUGAAAUUAGAAACAAAUUUAAGCUGCAAAUGACCAAUAGAGAAAAGAUUGGCCUGAAGAGGAAUUUUAUCCAAAGUAUUAAUGUGUCUCUUCACUUGGCAGUUACUGAAUGAGGUUUGUAUUUCUAGCCAGAUUUUGGUCUAGCUUUGCAAUUGGUCAUAGCUGAAUUGUUCACUGGAUGGUUUUAUUUGGCAUCUGCAAGUCAGAUAUUUGUAUGUUUACACUUUUCCUAACACACAGAAAUGUCUCACCUUUGUGCCCAUCAUUUUCCUUACCUGCUCACAUUUCUUCUUCAUCUGCACAACUCAACAGUUACUGUAAACUAGUGUACAAGUAGGAAACUUAUUGUUCAGUCAAUAUUACUAUAGCAAGGAAAAUCAGGUUUCUGAACAUAACAUGUCUUUUAAAAAUUGCUGCAACCCUAAAAAUGUUAUAAAGUCAAUAUUUAUCAGAUGAAAUUUAACUCCCCUUUCUGCUGUUAUCAACCCUAUGGCUGCAGACGUGCGCUGUGCGUUUGCCAAAUAUGUCAGUACUGUGGAAAACAUAUAAUCCAUUAUAAGACUUGAAAAGCACAUUUUUUAUUUUACCUCAUCUGACCAGUGAUGUCAGAUGUUAUUAGCUGUUUGGUGCAAAUCCUCAAACUAGUUUAGAAACUUGGAAGUCUUAAGUAGGUGUCUGCGAUGAAAUUCACUCUUGGGCUAUUUUCAUAUAAAUCAAAGGAGACUGGUGUUGGUUUGAACCAUUGUGCCAUAAAUCAAGUCAGAUGAGCUGGUGAUCAUUAUACUUGUAGCAUGGAUACACUUUAUGUGCACUUCUUUUCAUGUGCACUUUGCAUUCUUUAGAAUAACAUGGCAAGGUGAGAUCCUCUGAUAAAAGUCGUACCAGCCACUCUGGAUGUGAGUGUCCACAUUCAGCAAAUUAAUAGAAGAUACUGCAUCACUAUCAUUAAAAUAAUGAGGGAAUCGAAAGGGAGGUAAAACUAAUGUGUAUUCAACUGGAUCACUUUCUUAUAUUUAUACUUGAUUUCCAAAAGUGGACAAAAUAAUGUGCUUUUAUAUUGGGGAUUUUGGUUUAAACAGCGUCUCUUUCUAUGUUUUAUAUAGAAAACUGGGAAUCUUCUUCAGUAAAGUGUUUUUGUAUUCAAGAUGUGUUGUUCCACAGCAGUUUUGUCACUUAAGAUUUGAUAAUAACUGGGUUCUUUUAAUGAGCAAGUACGGAGUUGUAAAAUGGCUUUUUUCUGUGCAGUGCCAUGUUGUCAUUCUGUGAUCAUUCAAUUAUUAAAUGCAGGUCAGAUCCAGACAUUGCAAUUAAUGGUCUCCUCUUAGAAGUUGCCUUUUAUUCCCAAAAUUCCAUCAAAAUGAUGCAUUUCUUUUGCAGUGUUUUAGUAACAGAUAAUGACCCAAAAUUUCCUGUAAUAACUCAUUGAUAUGCACCGUAAAUCAUGCUGUUCCACAAGUCAAACCUUGCAUUGAAAUGCAUUCAAAUUUCCUUGUUCAGGAAAUUUGAAUAUCCUGUAGUGAAUAAUACAGCAAGGCUUUCAAAGCUCCAUAGCCAAUGGUUUAUCCACCCACAUCAAUUAAAUAGUUAGCAAAUCAAUAUUACCACGAGUAGAGCCAAAGCAUUCUGAACCUUAAUUCUUUUCCUUUGGACGCUAACAGAAAAUUGUUCAAGUUAUAAACACAAUCAACCAUUUUGUCUAGUUUUUAGGUACGUUCUACAUUACAUGAUUUUAUUUUAACCAUUUGUUUAGAAGAUAAGUUGGUAAUUUAUUACACCAAAAAAUUCUCACAUUGAAAAUGCAGUCACUUUGAUCAAUUGCAUAUACAGGAUCAUCAGUGCUCUAUACUACACACAAUAUACACUAAAUCUAAUGCACAAUGACAAUAAAGUGUUUUGAAGGGAUUGGCUGGAAAUAUAUCAAGAGAGUGCAGAGAUCUUAUUUUACAUUACUCAUUUUUUUGAAUGCUUGAAUUUAAGUACAUCCACAGAUCAAUUAAGUUGAUUAAUGAUUUUGCAUUUAAGAAUCAACACAACAAUAACUUAAUUUUGAUGAUGAAAUGCCAAAGCCUGUUUUUACUUUGUAUGCAUUUUGGUCCAUGCUGCAGUGGUGAAGAUUUUGCUUUCUCCAUUGUACUUUUGCCAUUGUUUGAAAAAUCCUGUGCAGUGGGAUCACAAGUAGCCCAUUUAGCCCCUCAGUUCUUCUGCCAUUUAUAAAGAUUAUAGUUAAUAGUCAUGGAGUCAUACAGCACAGAACCAGACCCUUCAGCCUGCCAUGUCUGUGCCAACCAUUAAGAACCUUUCUAGACUAAUCCCAUUUUCCAGCACUUGGAGCGCAGCUGUCUGUGCCUUGGCACCAUGGCAAGUGCUCAUCCAGAUACUUAGAUGUUGUGAGAUCCCCUGCCGCCACCUCCUGCUGGGUAGUGCCUUCUGGAUUCCAACUAGCCUCUGGGUGAAAAAAUUCUUCCUCAAAUCUCCUCCAAGUCUCUCCCCCUUACAUUAAACCUAUGCCUUCUGGUUUUAUUUACCUCUGCUAUGGGGAAAAGUAUUUUACUAUCUACGCUAUCUGUGUCCCUUAUAAUUUUGUACACUUUAACCAGUUUUCCCCUCAGGCUUCUCAUCAACAAACCCUACUGAUCCAGUCCCUCUUCGUAACUAAAAUGCUCCAUCCCAGUGAAACUCCUCUGCACUCUCUCCAGUGCAAUCAUCUCCCUCCUAUAGUGUGGUGACCAAAACUACACACCACAUUCCAGAUGUGGACUAAUGCAUGCCUUGUAAUGUUGUAUCAUAACCUCCCUGCCCUUGUAUUCUACGUCCUGGCUCAUGAAGGCAAGUGUCCUGUUUGCCGCCUUCACCACCUUAUGUUGCCAACCUCAGAGAUCCUUGAAGUUGUACACCAAGGUCUCUCUGUUCCUCAAUACUCCCUAGGGCUCGGGAGUAUGUUCCAGCCUUAUUAGUCCUCCCAAAAUCGCAACCCCCCCCCCCCCCACACACACACCCACACACAUUAAAUUCUGUCAUCUAACCCCAUAUACCUAACUUUUAUCCCUUGAUAUCUUUAGUUAUAAAAGCCUCUUUAUCAAUUACAGAUUUAAAAUUAACAUUUGGCCUAGUAUCAUGGCUGAUUGUAUUGAUAGGUAACUAGUGGUUCCAUGGAGAGUUGCUGGAUGGCAACAAUGCACAAGUCGGUGUAUUCUUGACAUCCACACUAGUGCAUUGUAAAAUAAAAGUCACAAAUGUGCUGAUGGUCAGACACUCGCUCAUCCGAGCUUCCACCCCUCCACUGGACUUGGCACAGAUUCCUGGGCAGAAUGUUGAACUGAGGAGCUAGAUGUACUUCAUAUCCAGGCUCUCAGCACAGGGCAUCCCCAUUCAUUUGAGGAAGGGGUGGGGGGGUGUCACCAAUCUGGAUUGAAAGGAUAAAUGGCUAAAGUAAAGAAAAUUAAACCACUCUUCAUGUCUUUAAUUAAUUUCUGUAACUUGAGUGUCUUUUAAGUAAUUUUUUUAUUUGAUGACUU
Messenger RNA from Pristis pectinata (smalltooth sawfish), 5748 nucleotides. RefSeq names its product glycosyltransferase 1 domain containing 1 (gene glt1d1). Gene Ontology annotation, molecular function: glycosyltransferase activity. The record is from RefSeq and is a predicted model, not a curated record. The transcript has 13 exons. NCBI's taxonomy places the organism in Eukaryota, Metazoa, Chordata, Chondrichthyes, Rhinopristiformes, Pristidae. The coding region runs from base 449 to 1480 and encodes 343 amino acids.